GUUCUGACUUUCUGACUUUUUGAAUCCUUACCAUUUGACAUUGGAUAUCGACAACGCCAAACAGGACCGAAGGCUGAUAUGUCUCAAUCGACGACUACGCUCGAACAACAGCAACAACACCAGCGACCUGCGAAGGGUCUUCCCCGGAGUCUACCCACUUCCGCUACCUUCUCGUUUACCGCUCCCUUCCCACCCCCAUCCUCCACACACGCACCACCACAUUCAUCCGCACACGUACCACCAUCCUCAUCCUCAUCGUCUGUGUCUGCUCCACCUACUGCGACCACGACCACGACCACCGCGACUACUGCUACUAUGACAGCCACGGGUGGCACGGGCACGGUGUCGAGACCGUCAACGACGAAACAACGAAGAGUCUCGCUCGCAUUGCCGUCGUCACCGCGUCAAGUCCAGCCAUGGACGUUCAGGGACGACACGUCCGUGUUUGAGAGCACGAGCGCCACGGGGACGAAAGCUGAUGCCGUGGCGGGGAGGGAACAGAGAGAGAGGGCGGAGAGUUUGGUCAUGGAGAGGAAGGGGAAGGUGAGGAAGUUGGAGAGUGGCGAGGGGUCGAAAGCGGCGGAUGCUGAGAGGCUGACGGGUGGGGCGGUGAAUGUGGGUACGGGUGUGGCGGGGAGUGGGAGUGGGAGUGUGGGGACGGGGGCGGAGAAGAAGAUGAGGAAGAAGUGGACGAUGGAGGAGACGCAGAUGUUGGUUGAAGGGUGUAAUCGCCAUGGUGUGGGGAACUGGAAGGCGAUCUUGAACGACAAGUCACUCGAAUUCGACCAUCGCUCGCCCGUCGAUCUCAAAGACAGAUUCCGCACCUACUUCCCCGACGCCUACAAACAACACUACCCCAACGCCAAAACCCACCUCUCCACCAAAAUCCGUUCUUCCCUCCCCGACGGCACCUCCAUCUUCGAAAAAACACGUUCCAAAAAGCGGCGCCCAUUCACCCCAGAGGAAGAUCGUGCCCUCAAAGCGGGGUAUGAGAGGCACGGAACGGUGUGGGCUGCGAUUGUGAAGGAUCCGGUGUUUAAAGGGCAGGGGAGGAGGAGCACGGAUUUGAGGGAUCGGUUUCGGAAUGCGUUUCCGGAUUUGUAUAUGAAGG
Messenger RNA from Stereum hirsutum FP-91666 SS1, 1111 nucleotides. RefSeq lists its product as uncharacterized. The record is from RefSeq and is a predicted model, not a curated record. NCBI's taxonomy places the organism in Eukaryota, Fungi, Basidiomycota, Agaricomycetes, Russulales, Stereaceae. The annotation marks the transcript as partial. The transcript has 3 exons.